This is a messenger RNA of Ceraceosorus guamensis, 3451 nucleotides long. RefSeq lists its product as hypothetical. Gene Ontology annotation, biological process: actin cortical patch assembly; endocytosis; actin cortical patch localization. Gene Ontology annotation, molecular function: Arp2/3 complex binding. The record is from RefSeq and is a predicted model, not a curated record. NCBI's taxonomy places the organism in Eukaryota, Fungi, Basidiomycota, Exobasidiomycetes, Ceraceosorales, Ceraceosoraceae. The coding region runs from base 271 to 3366 and encodes 1031 amino acids. Gene Ontology annotation, cellular component: actin cortical patch. The transcript is spliced from 5 exons.
GAUCGAUCAGUCGUGAGUCCUCUUGGCUGUGAAUCUUGAAUCCACGACGGUAGCUUUGAUGACCACCUCCCAGCGUAGACACUCGGCAUUCCCAGAUUUGAGGUCUCCAUUACGACUCUCCUUGCAAGCUGCAUUUUCCAUCCAGCCUGUUCUCGACCGAGCGUCUCUGCGAAUCUGAGCAGCACUCGCCACGCCCUUCGACGACUUUGAAGCCGGGGUCGUGGUCAUGUGGAUGCUGACCAAGGCACUGUGAAGUAUCAGCCCGGCAAGAUGGAGCCCUUUGUAGCUUCUUACGACGCAGCACACUUGAGCACGCCUCAGCUGUUCUGGUCCGAGCUCGAUGAGAUUUUGUAUGCGGAUCUCGAAGCGCCCGUUGCCAGCAGCAGUAAGACGCAAUACCCUGCCAGGAUAUCCAAGAGCCAAGUGCCUAAAGUCAUAUCUGGCUUUCUGAGGCUAGCGGAUGCCUGCUAUGGCCGAUACCUCGAGCAGACUUACAACCUAGAUCACGCGAUCGCGCGACUCUUUGACAGCCCUGCUUUCUCUGAUCACCACGAAUAUGCAGCGGAGUUGGUCGUCAAUCUCGUUCGAAAUGCGCGGACCAUCCCGUCUCUUCUCAUCGGAUACGAGGUGAUCCUACAAUACGGACAGUCCGAACCCAUCAUUUUCAAGCACCUUCAAGGGAGCGCCCGUGAUCUACUUCCAAGGUUAAAGCAUCAGAUCUGGGCUGGACAUUACGCUGCGCAGGCCGAUCAGAGCCUGACAUCGAGGCUCACGGCGAAUGACGGCGUCAUGCAAGACCACGACGCGGGCUGGAGUGGGGCGAGCUGGGACAAAUCUGAUAGCGAUCGCUACGAGACUGAGUAUACAUUGCCGAACGCUAGGCUCAAUAAUGCCAACGACAGCGCAACCAGCUGGCGACGGUGGCAGCUGGAGCUGCGGAGAAAAGCCGUGAGACUGCUUUACGAAGUCUGUAGAGUGCAAAAACUGGAUCAUAGAGAUAUGAGAGCUAUCGAUGCCAAACUAGUGGAUCAUCUGUUCGAUUUGGUGGAGGACACUCGACUGCAUGCGGACGAGGAAUUCAAUUAUCUGCUCAUCAAAGUCAUCGUCGCAUUGAAUGAGCAGUUCAUGGUUUCGGCCCUUGCAUUAGCACCAGCAGCUACUCAAGACGAAAAGGCUUCGCAGGAUACACCGCAAAGGUCCGGCAAUCUCAUCAUAUCCAUCUUGAAAGAGCGCUUCAACCACUCGAAGACGUUCGGAGAGAAUCUCAUCUUCAUGCUCAAUCGCGCCUCUAGCUCAGAUGCAGAGGAUCUAUGCAUGCAGCUGCUCGUUCUGAAGCUGCUGUAUCUGCUCUUCACCAUGCAAGAGACGGCGCACUACUUCUACACUAAUGAUCUCAAGGUUCUUGUUGAUAUCUUCAUCCGAGAGCUUUCAGACCUUCCCGAUGAAAGCGAAUCGCUUCGACAUACAUAUUUAAGGGUGCUGCAUCCUCUGCUCACUUGCACACAACUACUGUCGCACCCGUACAAGCGAACGGAGAUCCGACGCCUUUUACUGGGCUUGAUCUCACAUGCGCACUUGAGAGACAUCACACCGACCACAAGUCGCCUAGUGGCUCGCUGUCUGCAGGCUGAAUGGUGCGUCGAGCUCGACGCGCUGGACCCCUCGAAUGCAGCCGCCAUCAAGCAAUUGGUUCGACGACACGACUCCAGCAGCUCGAUGACGGAGGAAAUGGCCGAUGCAGGCGUGGCGAUCGCUUCCGUACAAUCCAUAGCUGGAGGGCCCGCAUCGAAAGUGCUGGUAGAGACUACCAUCGAGAAUGGCAGGCCAGUAAUUGCGCCCGACGCUUCCGCUCCAAUAUCGACCGGAGCUGAUGCAAUGGCGAUUGCUGUAGCAGUCGAGGACAGGGGCAUCUAUCCGAGCCUGACAGGCUCAGCUGGUCGGAACCUUGAAGAGAGCUCUCUCUCCGCCAGCGCUGACGUCAAAGCAAAUAGCUCUGGCGGCGAACGGGUAAGCUCGGUAUCCCAGCACAUCGAAGUGACGCCCCGGAACGGGACGGUGCCUUCCUUCCCUCAAACGACUAUUACCCGCGAUUCUGCCUCAGGCGUAGUCGCCAGCGCCAGCGAGACUGACGCUGCGAUGCAGUCGUCUUGGCAUGCGCAGGCGCUGCCUUCAAUCUCACUGCUAUCAGAGCACUCGGAAGCCUCGGCGCCCAGGACUUCUUCGCGAGGACCGGGUCCACCAAGACCACCCAAGCCUCGUGGCGCUUCGUCACAAGCGACAGCUGUUGAGAGUACAGCAUCCUCAACUGAUUUCCCAGUCAACGUUGAAGACGGUACUGGCAAUCCGACGCAUGAGGAUGACCUGAAGCCCAACGCGCCCAAGCCGUCGCGGGACAAUGCUCUCAGCGCGAGUAGUGUCGAUGGUCUCCCCGACACUGCCGAUGGUCUCGUGUACAGCUUUCCGUUGGUCAGAGUGCAGACCUCCGAACCAUCAACGGAGGCGAGGCAGACACAGUCCGAGAUGUUACCUUUCCGCCCGCCAUCGCUCCACGUUCAGCACGCUUCAGGUGAAGGUGAUGUCGAUGAAGACAGCACACUUCGGACAACGACCCUUUCCGACCUGUCCUCGAGAGAUAGAAUGCGUAGCUCUUCGAACGCGGCAAGCGGAAGCUCCACGCCUCAAAGACGGAAGCCGCCGGCUCCGCCACGCGGAACAAAUGGUGUUGCUUAUCUGGGAGUUGGCAUGGGCAGACCAAGAAGAGGCUCUAUGCCUAAUUCCCCUAUUCAAAGCAGAAGCGAGCUCGCACCAAGCGAUUAUUUGCAACCCUCAGAUCCUGCAUCGCAGACAUUUGCACCCUUAAGCUCUGAUGCUGCAGAGGCGCGCCAACCUGAUUCAGCGCCUGCCAUCUCCCUCCCUCGGUCAUUCAUGCGGGAAAGGGAUCACAUACCGCGUGCCUCAUCCUUCGCAGACUUAAGCGCACGGGCACGCGAGCAGCCGCCUCCUGCUGGUAUGGACGAGGCUGCAGAAGGAGCUCGAAGCUCGUCGAGCAACGGCCUUUACCCGUCCAGCAAAGUCCGUCGAAGACCGCCGCCACCGCCUUCUUCUGCGAGUAGCAGCAACAGCCCAAAGCUGAUGGCUGUCUCAGGCUCUUAUCCUUUGGCCAAGACUUCGGAGACGACCGCUUCUUCUCACUUGAAGCCUAAACCUCCGCCCAUCAACCGAGCGACGAAGGGAACUGCCUCGCCUAGACCCGCCACACCUUUGGUGGAUGACCAAUCGCGCGACAAAUCUCGUGAUGACUCGGACCGGAAUACGUCUACCGGGCAGCUUUCUGGAAGACUUGAACAGCUCAGAUGCGCUCAUUGAAGUCUUGAUUGAUGAAGCACUGCCUCGUGUUCCCUAUACCGCGCGGCUUGCCUGGCGCUUGCAAUGCAACACAUCUCUCUCUUCU